ACCUCAACACAUCAUGGGAAAAGUUCACGGAUCUCUUGCCCGUGCCGGCAAAGUCAAGUCGCAGACCCCAAAGGUCGAAAAGCAGGAGAAGAAGAAGACUCCCAAAGGUCGUGCUAAGAAGCGGAUUCUCUACAACCGCAGAUUCGUGAACGUCACGACACUCCCUGGUGGCAAGAGGAGAAUGAACCCCAACCCCGAGAAGUGAACAUUCAUUCGAGUUUCCUCUUCUUCGACGCACUAGGCGUC
Laetiporus sulphureus 93-53 is the source of this 246-nucleotide messenger RNA. RefSeq names its product ribosomal protein S30. Gene Ontology annotation, biological process: translation. Gene Ontology annotation, molecular function: structural constituent of ribosome. NCBI's taxonomy places the organism in Eukaryota, Fungi, Basidiomycota, Agaricomycetes, Polyporales, Laetiporaceae. Bases 14 to 205 code for a protein of 63 amino acids. Gene Ontology annotation, cellular component: cytosolic small ribosomal subunit; ribosome. The transcript has 4 exons. The record is from RefSeq and is a predicted model, not a curated record.